This is a messenger RNA of Aspergillus versicolor CBS 583.65, 1565 nucleotides long. RefSeq names its product glycoside hydrolase family 88/105 protein. The record is from RefSeq and is a predicted model, not a curated record. NCBI's taxonomy places the organism in Eukaryota, Fungi, Ascomycota, Eurotiomycetes, Eurotiales, Aspergillaceae. The transcript has a single exon. Bases 151 to 1263 code for a protein of 370 amino acids. Gene Ontology annotation, biological process: carbohydrate metabolic process.
CGUAUCGCAGGGGGCGCUGCCUUUAAACGAGGGGGAUUCCCUGGAGCUCUGCGGGACAUUGACCACCGAUCUCUCGCUCGGCUGAAUAGAUCAAUUUAAUAAAAGUUAUCUCGACUUCCACUUCACUAACUUGACACAAAACAGCCCACCAUGUCGCUCACACCCCCCCAAGCCCGCGCCACAAUCGACCGCCUCAUCACCAACCUCGUCAACAUAAAAGACACCACCGGGAAAUUCCUGCUGCACCUCGAAGACGGGCGCAUCAUCGACACAAAAUCCUGGGCCGGCUGGGAAUGGACGCACGGCAUCGGGUUGUACGGAAUAUGGAAGUACUACGAAAUCACCGGCGACGCCGCCCUGCUCCAGAUCAUCGAGGACUGGUUCUCCGCGCGCUUCGCUGAGGGCACAACAAAAAACAUCAACACCAUGGCCGUCUUCCUCACCCUCGCCUAUGUGUAUGAGAAAACAGGCAAUCAGACGUAUCUGCCCUGGUUGGAUGCGUGGGCGGAAUGGGCCAUGCAUGACCUCCCGCGCACGCCCUACGGCGGAAUGGCCCACAUCACCUAUCUCUCCGAGAACCACCACCACCAGCAGCUGUGGGACGAUACGCUGAUGAUGACGGUGAUGCCGCUGGCCAAGAUCGGGAAGCUGCUGAACCGGCCUGCAUACGUUGCCGAGGCGAAGCGGCAGUUCCUCAUCCACAUCAAGUACCUGUUCGAUACGAAGACGGGGCUCUUUUUCCACGGGUGGGAGUUCAAUACGGACCAGUCAGUGGCAGCUGGACAUAACUUUGCUGAUGCGCGGUGGGCGCGCGGGAAUAGCUGGGUGACGAUUGUGAUUCCUGAGUUUAUUGAGCUGCUGGACUUGCAGCCCGAGGAUCCGGUCCGGGUUCAUCUGGUUGAUACGCUUGUUGCGCAGGUGGAGGCGCUGAAGCGGCUUCAGACGGAGGAUGGAUACUGGCGCACGCUGCUUGACCAUGAGGACUCGUAUGUUGAGUCCUCUGCGACGGCGGGCUUUGCGUGGGGGAUCCUGAAGGCUGUGCGGAAGCGGUAUAUCAGUGGGGAGUACCGGGUUGUUGCUGAGAAGGCCAUCAAGGCGGUUCUCGGCAAGAUUGACCAGGACGGCGAGUUGCAGAAUACGAGCUUUGGGACGGGUAUGGGUGAUAGCUUGGACUUUUAUAAGCAGAUCCCCUUGACGAGCAUGCCGUAUGGGCAGGCCAUGGCACAGGGGGCGCUUGUCGAGUGGCUGCGGGGGACGUUUUGAUGGAUGUAUAUACGUGUUACGAAUUACGUACAUAGACUGCAUGUGCCCUGCGCCGCAUAUGGUAUAAAAACACCGCAGGGACUAUAUAUACUGGAGCUUCUAAAUUCCGCGAGCUGGAUAAGACAUUCAUCAGGUGGAUGCAUGUGUUGGUAUAGAAAUGAGCACUGGCAUGCAUAAAGUCACACGUACACAGAUGUAGGGAUGCAGGAUGAAUACAGAAAGGAGAUAAACAAGCAAGUGAAAAUAUUCAAGACCACACCUGGGGGCACUGAGAUGUGCCCUAAUGGCAACGGCCUUGCCAG